GUGAACCGCAUGUGCGUUACAUCGUGGGCUGUGUCUGUGGGAUUCGGAGACACUAGCGCGGCUUCUUCACUCUAAACAAAGACUAACCCUGACACGCGCUGCACUGUCCGUGUCUGCCGUGUGGAUGCAGCCUCUCAGAGUUCAACUUUUGACAGCAGGAGGAUGAGCUAGCACCCUGUAAUUGCAUUGCUGGAUAGAAAACGUGGGUUGUGUGCAGAGUACAGUACAGAGUAGAGUACACAACAUACAUAGACUGGACAAUUGAGACAAAGUGCUGUCAGGAGGAUCUGGAAGGGUUCCAGCCUCAUCUGUAUUACCAUCAUGGUGGUCAUCAUGUGUCCUGGACUGUCUGUGCUGACAGUUUUCUGCUGCCUGGCAUCUGCACUGUGGGCGUUUCCAUUUGGACCUGUACUAGAGCUGGAUGUCACUCCAAGGACCACUGUACUCGUCAACGGGCUUCUUGGAUGUAACCGUUUCCGGGGUUUGGCUGUAAACUACAGCUCUCUGUUGCUGGAAGAUGGAGCUGGACUGCUGUAUGUGGCAGCCAGAGAGGCCCUGUAUGCUCUGAACUCAGCUAACAUCUCCACUAUACGCAACAACUCUUCUAUUGAUUGGGCUGCAUCUGCAGAUCAGAAGAGACAGUGCUUAAGCAAAGGAAGAGAUAAUCAGACAGAAUGCUACAAUUACGUCCGAUUCCUCGAUCGAUAUAACGAGACUCAUCUCUAUACCUGCGGGACUCAUGCCUUCCGACCUCGCUGCGCAUACAUAGAUGUGGAGCGCUUUAGCUUUGUGCGCUUUGAGGAGGGCAAAGAGAAGUGUCCCUAUGACCCAGCAAAGGGUUACACUGGUCUCAUUGUAGAUGGUGAGAUGUACUCUGCCUCUCAGUAUGAGUUCCGCAGCACCCCUGACAUUCGCCGUAACUUCCCUUUCCCCAACCUGCGGACAGAAGAGGCUCCAACAAAAUGGCUUUUGGAGGCGGACUUUGUUGGCUCAGCGUUAUUGAGAGAGAGCAUCAACAGCUCCACUGGGGACGAUGACAAACUUUAUUUCUUCUUCACGGAGAGAAACCCAGAGCAGAGCCCCUACUCCAGUCAGACCAGAGUGGCCAGAGUGGCCAGGGUCUGUAAGGGUGACAUCGGAGGUCAGAGGACUCUCCAGAGGAAGUGGACGUCCUUUUUAAAAGCCAGGCUCAAGUGCUCUAUUCCUGAGUAUGAGCUGCAGUUCAAUGUCCUGCGUGGUGUGUAUGUGCUGGAAGGGCCGAGUGUGCACGACAGCACCCUCUGGGGUGUCUUUGGUCUUGAAUGGAAAAAUGUUAAAGCAUCUGCAGUCUGCCAGUACUCUCUCAAAGAUGUACAGGCUGUGUUUGAUGGGCCCUACAUGGAACUCCAAGAGUCUAAAUGGAGGGAAUACACUGGGAAGGUUCCAGACCUUCGGCCUGGCUCAUGCAUAACUGAUCAGCACCGUGCUCAGCUCAUAAAUACGUCCCGUGACCUUCCAGACAACAUACUGAUGUUUGUCCGGCGACACCCUUUGAUGGCCAGAGAAAUCCAGCCAAUAGGAGGGCGACCCCUACUGUUCAAAAAGAGAGUGGACUACACCAGAAUAGCAGUUCAUAAAGUCACUGCCUUGGAUGGGAAAAGCUAUACUAUGUUCUUCAUUGGAACAGAUGAGGGCUGGCUGCACAGGGCUGUAGAGAUUGGAGAUCGAGUGCACAUCAUUGAGGAGCUCCAGCUUUUUAAGGAGUCACAACCCAUAAACAACAUGGUUAUUUCACAUAAACAGAAGAGUGUAUAUGUGAGUGCUGCGUCCGGAGUGGUGCAGGUAGCUCUGUCUGCCUGUGUGCGGUACACCUCAUGCUAUGAUUGCGUGUUUGCUCGAGACCCAUUGUGUGGUUGGGACGGAAGACAGUGUGCUGAAAUAUCAUCCUAUGCUGAUAAGUCUAACCUAACUCAGGACAUUCAGAUGGGUAACAGAGGGUGCGAUGACAUCACAGCUGAUGGUUUAGUGUCCCAUCGCACUCGUUCAGUGAUGACGGGAGACGAUGUACUCUUGCAGUGCGAGCUUCACUCCAACUUGGCAGUUCCACGCUGGACACUGAACGGUGAGCAGUUGCAGGGUUAUGGAACUGACAGAGGCUACCGGACUGGCAUAGAUGGACUGCUCAUAAUUGGAGCUCAGAGCAGGCAGAGUGGUCACUACCGCUGUUAUGCUGUGGAGAAUGCCGUUUGGGUUCCUAUUUGCAGCUACAUGGUGAGGGUGCAACCUGCACCUCCAGCUUCACCUCAUCUACCAACAGACCCAACCGCACUACCGGAGAGUUUCUUCACCACUACUAGUGCAGUACCUGUCACACCCACUAGUGGCCCCACUGAGCAGCCCCUGCACUCCCCACCUGCUGCCCUGCCCUCUGGGCCUGAGUUUCAAACCAAUCGCCACAUGGAGGCCAUGUACAUUUCUUUGGUGGCUGUGUUGGGAGGACUCUGUCUUGUGCUAACUGUGGUGCUGCUGUAUGUUAGCUUCUGUGCACAUAGUGCCCCUGCUGGUAGGAAGUAUUCUCAGGAAGGGCUGGCGGUCACUGCAGCAACAGAGAGAAAGUGGAGCUCCCACUUGGAGCUGAAGACCAUCUCUAGUCACUGCAAUGGAAGAGCUGAUGGGCGUGGUAGAGCAGCAUCAACAGACGGAGCGUUCCUGCAGAUAGUUCCAGGAGAAGGCCAAGCUAGCCCUAGCAAGGAGCCACCUCCAGCACCUCCACUGCCCAUGCCACCACCCCUGCCAUCUACAGACUACACAAACGGCCUCUCAGCCACGUUACCCAGCGUCUUAAGGAAGAUGAAUGGGAACAGCUACGUUCUCCUGAGGCAGGCAGACUCAGAGAUGACCUCACCACUUUACCACUCCUUCACAGAAGAGCUUAACAGAAUCUUAGAGAAGAGGAAACACACACAGCUUGAUCUCCAGCCAGACGAGAGCUCCGUGUAGCCCCAUUUCCCUCUGGUACAUGUAGCGACGCCUUAUGGUGGGAAGCGUAAUGUUACAACUGUUAAGAAGCUGUGUUUUAUUCAAAUAAUAUGCCCACAAUGGUGUAUGUUUUGUGCUGUUUUUGCACUCUAUCCUCAUGUACACCUCCAGUAUAUCUAAACUGAAGCUGUUGUGUAUGAUGAUUUGGGUUUGUUUUUUAAUGUGGACCCUGUGGACACUGAUUAGUGUGUGAAAAACAUAUUGAGAAUGGUUGAGGACUAACCCUAGAUGGAGAUCGCAUUCUGUAGGAACUGCUGGGAAACAGGCUGAUACAGGUUCCCAGAGCAUAAACUUACAAACUGAACAAUGGAACUGAAACCACACAAUGGAAAUGACUUAAAAGUCCACAGUGUUAGAUCCAGAAGUUCCUAUUUAUAUCUACAGUGUUCUGCAUUCAUGUAUUGAUUGCAAUGUAAUUGCAUAGCUAAUCAAUGUGAUAUUCAUAGAAAUAGUCACAUUAGUAAAUUGAGAAACUUUCUGUCACAUAGCACGAUAUGUACAAAACACUGAUUAAGACUUACAGUUCUACUUUGCCACUGUUCUACUACUGCAUUGACCAAUAAUACUGUGCAAAAGUCACAUCACCGUUUUGUUAAUUUAAUUUCCAGUCAAAACAGCCAUAGAGUACAAGCUAUUAAGUUUUCAGUAUCAGGAAAAAGUAUAAAACAUAUGUGGACAUAUCUUACAUUACACAAAUGCCUCAACUGCUAAAUAUAACAUUACAUUUUCAGUAUUUACUGUGUCCAUCCUUUGUCUUUAUUACAGCUUCUUUUUCACACCUACAAUGUACAGUCUUAGAUGUUGGUUGCAUUUUCAGCUUCUUAGAAUAUCCAAACACAUUCAGUGAUGUUGAGGUCUGGACUCCACCAGCUACUUUCUUUGUUUGAUUUCCAACUUUUCUUUUUUCAGCUUUUUUUCUAACAGCUUCUGUUCAGCUAUAGAAUUUUUCAGACUCAUUUUGUUGAGUUGUCUUCUCACAGUGAAAGAAUGAAUGAUCUAAUGGCUGCUUUGACUUGAAAUUAAAUGAAUGAAAGCUGGCCUCUGAUAUUUGCAUAGUACUGUACAUAGAUUGCCAAUGAAAUAACUGAGGAGAAUUAUUGGUCUCUCAGUGGAGGUUUGUGAAUUAUUUGCAAAAGUAACAAUAAAUCAUAAUUCACAUAGUGUCUUUGGACAUGCUGUAAGAAUAUUCUAAGACAAGAAAGAGUAAAUUUGAAUAACAAAGCACUACAGCAAACUCAAUAAAGUAUAAUAUAGUGGAGAACGUUUUUUUCCAGAAAAAGCAUAUGUGAGCCUUUUUUGAUGACUUUGUGGAAACAUGUCCACAGGGCAUAAAGGUAAACAUUUAAUUUAUGCAAGUGAAGAAACACUGUGAAAAAUGAGAUUGUUAUUAUGACAAUGCCAAUAUUGUAAACUGCCCAGAAAGACCAGGGAUACAUUCAAGCACUUUACAGUGGAUAUUGCAACACUGUUAAAGUGCUCCAUGUGCCACAUGCCACACAAAAUUGCCAUCACUAUAAAAGAAUUUAUAUAUAUUUGCCAGAUUUAUCAGAAUGUGAUGUCUUUAUUGUUAUUUUACCAGUGAUAAGUAACAAAAUGCACAAAAACAGAUAACAUGAAGUCUCUUUAAGUAAAGUUGACCAGUGCUCUAGUCUCAUAUACAGCCAUAUGGGGGGAAAAACACUCCCAUUCAAAUGACAUUUUUUGAUUUUCUAAAUGGAAACAUUGGACAUCCUCUACAGACAAUAAAUUAAAAUAUGCGAUUUUUCUGCUAAUUUUAGUGUACAAUUUCUAUUUUAUUUCUACAUAUUGGGGAAAAAAUAGAAAAUGUGCCCUAAAUUUUGCACAAGCUACAUUUCAUGUUUUGUUUCUUUCCAAUAUGUUAAAUUCAGCAAAUAAACAGUAAACAAAAUAUACAGAAUUAUGUUCCCUCUAGAGGAUGUGACUUAUUUUCACUCAGAAAAUCAACUCAAAAUCAUACAAUUUGACCAAGGGCACCCAUAUACAGCUCUAAGUGCUAGUACCUACAAAUGACAGGAAACAUUCUGUAAUAAUACCUGAAAUAUCUGUAUUCAUAUCUAUCCUAAAGUGUUUGAAUGUACCCAAAAAAGCCAUUUUGAUUUCAUCAUCCCAAUACAGAUCACACACUAUAUAAAGGUUGCUGGCAGACUUCAGUGCUGCAGACUGCUGGACUGGAAGGCUGCAGUCUUUCUGAAAGUGAUGUACUGUAGACAGUAAUGUACAGUACAAUAUGGUCCUUGCUUUGCACUGCUUGUGUUGAGCUGUAACACUGGCCUGCAGUAAAUGUUGAAUCAGCUUUAGCGCACCUUCCCCUUGAGGCUCUCACCACUUGGCUGAUGUAUUUAUCACUGUGUAGGUGACACUAACAGCAGGGCUUCACAUGGAGUCUUCUUGCAGUAUUGUAGAGAGAAUGAAACAGAACAUAUGACUUACUUGCUCUUGCCUGUGAGCUGUUGACAUGACAUUACUGCUUGUAUUUCAUCAUUCUUGUAUUCCCUUUUGCACAAACCCCUUCUACUUGCUUUAUUCUGCACUCAUGCAUUUUAUUGCCAUUGUCUCAUUUAAUCUUCUGCUGUAUAUGCAAUUGCUUGUCAUAACUUUCGUUAUUAUAAAACUGAGGUGAAUAUAUUACUAUGAUAAAACAAA
Messenger RNA from Pygocentrus nattereri (red-bellied piranha), 5682 nucleotides. It is a transcript of the gene sema4gb, whose product is annotated as sema domain, immunoglobulin domain (Ig), transmembrane domain (TM) and short cytoplasmic domain, (semaphorin) 4Gb. Lineage: Eukaryota; Metazoa; Chordata; Actinopteri; Characiformes; Serrasalmidae. The transcript has 15 exons. Gene Ontology annotation, biological process: positive regulation of cell migration; neural crest cell migration; negative chemotaxis. The record is from RefSeq and is a predicted model, not a curated record. Gene Ontology annotation, molecular function: chemorepellent activity; semaphorin receptor binding. Bases 322 to 2979 code for a protein of 885 amino acids.